AUGGGUGCAUCUGGUGUUGGUAAAACAACAUUAUUAAAAAUGCUUAGUGGUCUUGAUGAUCCGAGUACACUCGAACUCGUUUCUGGUACGAUUAUGGUUAAUGGCCGAGUAACAACACGUAAUGAACGAAUCAAAAGCUCAUGUAUUGGACAUGUUGAACAAAAUCAAGUAUUUAUUGAAACAAUGACACUUCAUGAACAUUUAAUCUUUCAGGCAAUGUUACGAAUGCAUUCAUUAUCGAUGACUGACGAUGAUCGUCGAUCAUGUGUUUUAGAAACAAUCAAACUGUUGGGUUUAGAGAAAUGUACAUCAACUAUAAUAUCAAAGUUGUCUGGUGGUGAACGAAAACGAUUAGCAUUUGCAACAGUAGCAUUAAC
Adineta steineri is the source of this 377-nucleotide messenger RNA. NCBI's taxonomy places the organism in Eukaryota, Metazoa, Rotifera, Eurotatoria, Adinetida, Adinetidae. The record is from the annotation of a GenBank genome assembly.